AACACAAGCCCGGCUGGCCACUUGGCAUCGGAAUGCUCAGCUGGUCCCCUCCCGGGGCUCAUGUGACUGCAGCCCAGCUAUAAAUACCAGAGGGGCCUCAGCCCAAGACAGAAUUCGGGCUCCCGGAGGAGACAGCAGAGAGGAUCUGAGCAAGUGUUGGUGGCAAAGGUCUGCAAAGCAGGUGGUGGGGGAGGCGGCCUCGCUCCAGCGAUAUGGAUUAUAAAUCAAGCCUGAUCCAGGAUGGGAACCCCAUGGAGAACCUGGAGAAGCAGCUGAUCUGCCCCAUCUGCCUGGAGAUGUUUACCAAGCCGGUGGUGAUCCUGCCCUGCCAGCACAACCUCUGCCGGAAGUGCGCCAGUGACGUCUUCCAGGCUGCAAAUCCCUACUGGACCAACCGGAGCAGCUCGCUGUCCAUGUCUGGUGGCCGUUUCCGCUGCCCCUCCUGUCGCCACGAGGUGAUCAUGGAUCGUCAUGGGGUGUACGGUCUGCAGAGGAACCUGCUGGUGGAGAACAUCAUCGACAUCUACAAGCAGGAGUGCUCCAGCCGGCCCCUGCAGAAGGGCAGCCACCCGAUGUGCAAAGAGCACGAAGAUGAGAAAAUCAACAUCUACUGCCUCACGUGCGAGGUGCCCACGUGUUCCAUGUGCAAGGUGUUCGGAGCCCACCAGGCCUGCGAGGUGGCCCCGCUGCAGAGUGUCUUCCAGGGACAGAAGACUGAACUGAGUAACUGUGUCUCCAUGCUGGUGGCGGGGAAUGACCGUGUGCAGACCAUCAUCACUCAGCUGGAGGACUCCUGUCGAGUGACCAAGGAGAACAGUCACCAGGUGAAGGAAGAGCUGAGUCAGAAGUUCGACACCCUGUACGCCAUCCUGGACGAGAAGAAGAGCGAGUUACUGCAGCGGAUCACGCGGGAGCAGGAGGAGAAGCUGGGCUUCAUCGAGGCUCUCAUCCAGCAGUACCGUGGGCAGCUCGACAAGUCCACCAAGCUGGUGGAGACAGCCAUCCAGUCCCUGGACGAGCCUGGCGGGGCCACGUUCCUCCUGAGUGCCAGGGAACUCAUCAAAAGCAUCGUGGAAGCUUCCAAGGGCUGCCAGCUGGGCAAGAUAGAGCAGGGCUUUGAAAACAUGGACUACUUUACUUUGGACCUAGAAUACAUAGCGGACACCCUCAGGGCCAUCGACUUUGGGACAGAUGAGGAUGAGGAAGAGUUCAUUGAGGAAGAGGAAGAUCAGGGAGAGGAAGUGUCCACAGAAGGGAAGGAGGAAGGACACCAAUAAGGAGCUGGAUGAGAGACCCUCUGGAUGCAGAGAGACUGGGGAGGGGGGGCGGGCCCACCUGCCUUGGUGAUAGGCCCGGGAGGGAGGGGUCGGGGCCCAGCUGCAAUAGGGAGGUCUUCUCUGCUCAGAGAGCAGGGACUAGAGUAGGACCCCAUCACUGUGUCCAGCAGCCACUGAACCAGAAUGGGAAACGUGCUUGAAGCCAUCACAAAGGACACUUUUCUACGUUGGUGCAAAAUGAAAUAUUUUGUACAUUUUUAAAAUGUGAUUUUUUUUUCUUUUUGUAUAUACUUGUAUAUGUAUGUCAAUUUGGUGCUUUUUGUAAAGGAACUUUUGUAUAACGCUUGAUUGUCAGAAAGAGGGGGAGAAAGCCAGGCAGAUGGAGCCACCCCCUUCCUUCCUUCAUGGGGGGGGGGGGCAGGGCAGCACUCAGGGGCCUAGGAAGGGGAAAUGUACUGUAUCUCAGGUCCCAUCCCCGCCGUGGUGGGGGUCUGAGUUCGUGUCCUAUGUUGUUUUAAUAAAUGCACAACGCUCUCUUCCUGUUAUUACAAA
Messenger RNA from Marmota monax (woodchuck), 1829 nucleotides. It is a transcript of the gene Trim63, whose product is annotated as tripartite motif containing 63. The record is from RefSeq and is a predicted model, not a curated record. The transcript has 9 exons. Bases 213 to 1277 code for a protein of 354 amino acids. Gene Ontology annotation, molecular function: zinc ion binding. Lineage: Eukaryota; Metazoa; Chordata; Mammalia; Rodentia; Sciuridae.